AUGACGAAGCGCUUGCAGUCUUUAUUCAAUGUUCGAGGGCAGCCAACCAAUUUAUGGCAUCUAUUUGCUACUCCGCCAUAUCCUACCAAUUUACUCUCUGGGAGAAACGUCGCCACUACCCGUCGUAGAAUGGACUCUAUUACUCCCUACGCAUCCCCCAAAACAUAUGCUCCAGUUGAAUAUAUGCCCCUUGAGGAUAUAGAAAAGCCUGGGCGUUAUCGUCCCGGAGGAUAUCACCCCAUAGCUAUUGGGGACCAUCUUAGUGGCCGUUACGAUGUCGUUCAUAAGCUUGGCUUUGGUGCGUACUCGACAACUUGGUUGGCAAGGGAUAGGAAUACGGAAAAGUAUGUAGCCGUCAAGAUUGCAAUUGCCGAAGCAGAUAUGCAAGAGAGUACAAUCCUCAACAACCUGGCACACUUGGAACCAAGGGGUGAGAGACAUCCUGGACAAGCUCUAAUCCCUCGAGUAUUGGAUACGUUUUCCCUUGAUGGGCCUAAUGGAAGGCACAGAUGCCUUGUUGCGGAGCCUGGUAUGAUGACUAUAGCUGAGGCGAAAGAUGCAUCCUAUACCAGACUUUCCAAAUUGCCAGUCGCGAAGGCCAUUAUGGCCCAAGUCAUACAAGCUGUCGCUUUCCUACAUCACCAAGGGGUAGUUCAUGCCGACCUCCAUACGGGGAACAUAAUGUUUCGCUUUCCAAACAGCAUAGACGAGCUAUCCCCUGGAGAAUUAUACCAAAAAUACGGUCAGCCUAACAUCGAGCCAUUUGUGCGCCUUGAUGGCAAGCCACUCUCCGACGGCGUUCCUACUCACGGUGUUGUGCCCAUUUGGCUAGGGAAAGAAAGCGAGCUUGUGACCCUCUCUGAAGCCAAAAUUUUUAUCAAUGACUUUGGAGAGUCAUUUCUGCCAUCUAUUACUCAACGUAACUAUUCUAAUACACCCGGCAUCCUUGCUCCCCCGGAGACCUACUUUUUGCUCCAUGAACCGUUGUCAUUUCCCUCUGAUGUAUGGACUCUCGCAUGUACUCUCUGGGAUAUCAUUGGACAAAGGCCGCUGUUCGAGGGUUUUGAUCCGUCCAGCGACUGGAUGAUAAAGGAGCACGUGGACGCACUUGGCAAGUUGCCGUGCGAUUGGUGGCAUCGGUGGGACGCACGAGGGAGAUGGUUUACGGAAGAGGCCAAGAGAACGUCCGAGAGAGCAGGCAGAUCAUUGGUUAACCGCUUCGUUGAUUCUAUACAGGAGCCACGGCGCGAAAGCGCAAUGGAGGAUGUUGGGGAAGCCGAGACGCAUGCCCUACUUACUAUGUUAAGGGGAAUGCUGGCCUUUAGGCCGAAUGAAAGGCUUACUUCUACAGAAGUCAUGGAGUCUGAAUGGAUGCUGAGAUGGGCUCUGCCAGAACUCGGAAAAGUAGCUGCAUAA
Histoplasma capsulatum G186AR is the source of this 1416-nucleotide messenger RNA. Its product is annotated as protein kinase. The record is from RefSeq and is a predicted model, not a curated record. Gene Ontology annotation, biological process: regulation of mRNA processing; protein phosphorylation; spliceosomal complex assembly. Lineage: Eukaryota; Fungi; Ascomycota; Eurotiomycetes; Onygenales; Ajellomycetaceae. Bases 1 to 1416 code for a protein of 471 amino acids. The transcript has 2 exons. Gene Ontology annotation, molecular function: ATP binding; protein kinase activity.